This is a messenger RNA of Cutaneotrichosporon oleaginosum, 894 nucleotides long. RefSeq lists its product as uncharacterized. NCBI's taxonomy places the organism in Eukaryota, Fungi, Basidiomycota, Tremellomycetes, Trichosporonales, Trichosporonaceae. The record is from RefSeq and is a predicted model, not a curated record.
AUGGGCUCUUCAGCGCCCUACAGCGAUCAGACUGCACCUCUCGAAGCCGAAAGUGCAUUCGCAUGGCGUCGGCAGCAGUCAGACCCCUCCACACUCUCUCCUGCACUGGCUCCACCAAUACCAGAACCACCUCUUCCUCCGACACCCCGUGAGCCCCAGACUCUCCUCAUCCUUGCAGGCCUCCCCGGCGUCGGAAAGAGCACAUUCGCUCACGCACUUGUGGCGGCCUCCAAAGCGCCAGGGUGGACUGGUCGCAGGUGGAUCCGGACGAGUCAGGAUGACUCGCGCUCUGGUCGGCGCCAGGAGGUGGAAGCCGAUGUGCGUGCAGCGCUGGCCAGCGGAGCAAACGUCAUUGUGGAUCGAGUAGAUUUCAAUCCUGAGCAACGAGCACACUUCGUGCAGCUCGCUAUGGAACGCAACCCCCGACCCCGCGUUCGCUGUCUCGUCCUCACAGCGUCUGACAAAACUCUUCGUGAGCGCCUGGAGGGACGUACAGACCACCCAACGCUGCGUGACCCAGCGCAGGCUAUCGGCGUUCUGGGGCGGAUGCGCCGGGAAUGGGAGGCGCCACGCGCCGGCGAAGGUUUCGACCGUAUCCUGACCCUGCGCCAACAUGAUACACCGUCGGUGUGGAGCGGAGACGAGAUCGUCAACGUCCUCCAGCGCCUCGACAAAUCAAUGCCUUCUCGUGCCUACAGCGCGUAUUCUGGUGGUCACGGCUUCGGACAUCCACACCGGGGACGCGGCGCGCCAAUCCGUGGUUCAUAUGGUGUUCGCGGUCGCGCACUUGCACCUCGCGGCGGCAUGCGAGGUGCACCCCUUGGUCCGCCGACAUACGGCGCACGGCCUUGGGUGCCCCAGCCUGCGCGCAACGCGGCCCCGGCGCCGUGGUGA